AUGAAGAUCCUGGAAGUGCUGGACCUCAUUGCCUGCCUCUUCAUACUCCUGACUGGCCUCCCUUCCAACCUCCUGGCCUUCUACACAUUCCUGCUUAAAGCAUCCAAGAAGCCAACUCCCAUAGACAUCCUCUUGCUCAAUCUGACCAUUUCCGACAUUCUCCUCCUCCUUUUUCUGCCCUUCAAGAUGUUGGAGGUGACCUCCAUCAUGGUUUGGUCUCUUCCUACUCUCCUCUGCCCGCUCACUGACUACUUCCUCUAUGGCAGCAUAUACAUCAGUAUCCUUUUCCUCAUGGCAGUCAGCAUGGAUCGCUACCUGGCUGUUGCACAUCCCAUCAAAUACAAACUGAAACGCAGGCCCAUCUAUGCAGUCGUGGCCAGCAUCUUCAUGUGGCUCCUGGUCAGCUCCCACUACAGUUUUGUCUACCUUGCCAUGCACCAAGAUUCCAAUGGAAGCCUUUCCCACUCUUCUAAUAUCUCCGAUUGCUAUGACAAUUUCUUCCCUGAGGUCAUCUUCCCUCUCCGCUUGGAAAUCUGCCUCAUCUUCUUCUGGCUCCCUUUCAUGGUCACCCUUUUCUGCUACGUGAACGUUAUCCAGAUCCUAAACUCCCUGCCCAACUUGCCAAAGCGCAAGAAGCAACGGGCUAUUGGUUUGGCUGUGGCCACUUUGCUGAGUUUUGUUUUCUGUUUUGGUCCCUUUAACAUCUCCCACCUUGUGGGCUUCAUUCAAAAACAGGGACCUCCCUGGAGGAUGGAAUGUUUCCUGCUCAGCACCCUCAAUGCCUGCUUAGAUCCCGUCAUCUUCUACUUCUCCUCCAAGGCAAUCCGAGAGACCUUUACCAGGUUCUGGAAUGGCAAGUGCCGCAAAAUCCAGACUUUGCUGCCCUGGUGCAAUGGGCCCUGCUGCCGAGGUCCUCCAGACAAUGAUGAAGGAGAACGAGCUGGACCAUUCUCUAGUUCAUCUCUUCAAAGUGAAUACCAAGUCAAUGUUGCUCAGAGUAUUGAACAAAAAGGACCACUGCACCAGACUUCCAGGGAAAAUUACAGUCCAAAUGGGGGGGUUAGCCUCCCGGGGGGUGUUUGA
Molecule: messenger RNA, 1083 nt
Organism: Sphaerodactylus townsendi
Lineage: Eukaryota; Metazoa; Chordata; Lepidosauria; Squamata; Sphaerodactylidae
Product: free fatty acid receptor 2-like
Exons: 1
Coding region: 1-1083 (360 amino acids)
Biological process (GO): G protein-coupled receptor signaling pathway; cellular response to fatty acid
Cellular component (GO): plasma membrane
Molecular function (GO): G protein-coupled receptor activity
Source: RefSeq, a predicted model, not a curated record